Molecule: messenger RNA, 1185 nt
Organism: Alternaria arborescens
Lineage: Eukaryota; Fungi; Ascomycota; Dothideomycetes; Pleosporales; Pleosporaceae
Exons: 1
Coding region: 1-1185 (394 amino acids)
Source: RefSeq, a predicted model, not a curated record
AUGCAUAGCGUUUAUGCGAAUUGCAUCGUCAAUCUCUCCUUAGCACAAGUUGCUCAUCCAGGCCAAAGCUGCUUUGGAGGUUAUACUUUCGAUUCUACACCCCCAUUCGAAGCCGAGGCCGUCGGUAGAGCGCAUGGUCGUGGCUCUAGGGAGAUCCACAACUACACUGUAUUGUCGAUAGAUUACUUCCAAGAAGCACUAUACAGACAGCCCGUUGGUAGACGCGCAUGGGUCAUGCAAGAACGCUUGCUGGCUACCCGUGUCCUGAGCAUAGCUCAUGGCGAGCUCUUCUGGGACUGUUAUCAGGUUCCGCACGCGAGUGAAUCUCUCCCAAAUGGCUUCACACUCUGCUCUGAGCUCCAGAGGGGAUUCUUCAAGAGGGUUCUUCAUCUCUCGAUACCAUCCCUUCCACAUGCUUGGAGCAUCGAGGAGUUAGAGGAGAUCUGGUCUGGUAUUCUGGAGGAAUACACGGCGCGUGAGCUCACAUACCCCCAGGCUGAUAAGCUGGUGGCGCUCUCAGCUAUCUCAAUAGAUGUAGGCUAUUUCUUGAAUGACACGUACCUUUGCGGUCAUCUCCGCAGAACGGUACCACGUAGCCUGAACUGGAAAACAAUCGGUCAUUUUUACAGGCAGAGCUUGCUUAACAAGCAUGCGCCAAAACGACUGCCUAAGUCUUCAGGACAAAUGAUCGACGGGGACUGGCACAUCACUCCAAGCUGGAGUUGGGCAUCCAUGGAUGGUCCAAUAUCCACGUUGGGAACUCUUGCAAGGAGUAUAACGUUCUUCGCAGUCAUGGAAGCAUAUAAGCUCUUCCCAGUCGGCCGUACAGAGCCUGAAGCAAAAUCAGGAAAUAAGCUCUUAUUGACCAUUCGAACCUUGUGUCAUAUCAUCGAAUGGAGGAACGGUGGGCCAGAAUACAAUGAUGUAUACGCUAAGAUCUUCAAGAUGGACGAUAUGGAUGAUCUACUAGCAGAUGGAAGUCAGUAUCUACUCGCGGGGCUCGGCCACCACAACAAUCUUGACGUGGUUCAAGGUCUGAUACUGAGAGAAAUUGACUUCGAUGGCAACAAGGUAUACGAAAGAAUGGGUCAUUUUAGCUGCUUCUUGAGAGAAACAGACGCAAACAGAAACGGAGGUUGGAAGACACACUUUACUCAUGGGGAGCGUUCGAUAACCCUUUGUUGA